UUUUCCGUAAGUGUACUAGUCCGUGCGCUUGUAGCCGAGCGGGCGAACUGCCCUCCCAGUCUCUCCUCUGACCCAUCUUGAUUUUGGCGGGAAGAGAACCGAACCCCAUCUUCAUUUUGGCGCCAUCUCUUCGCCGUCGCCCAUGGACAAGUUCCUCGUGGCGGCGCCGCCUCAUUCCGGCGAAGACCCCGCGCCGACGCCGCCUCCGAGGAGGCACCGGUGGAGGCGGAUCGCCGUGGAGCUGGACGGCCGCAUCGACGCGAGGUUCCGGCACCGGGAGUCGCGCCUCCUCCUCGAUUCCUUCGCCGAGACUGGGGCCUUCGAUCACAAGUAUUACACAUAUGGCGAGGAACGUUGUAAGACAUAUGUCGAUCGAAUGGUUAAUGCUGCAGCUAUGUAUUAUCAUCCCGCAAGGGAGGGUGUUUCAGCAAUGGAAUUUGAUGAAAAGGGAAUAUACCUUGCAUCAGUGACAUUCUCAGGUUGUCUAACAGUGUAUGACUUUGAGACCUUAUACUGCCGCUCCAUAUAUGACCCAUCAUGCAGUUUGCCUGAUGUCUCAUCAAAUUAUUUGCUCCAUAUAUCAAACCCAAUGCCCCUAAAUGCCAUCCGAUGGAAUCCAGGAAACCAAGAUGAGGUUGCUUGCACAUCCAGUCAAAGCGAAAAAGUUUUUCUGUAUGAUAUUGGCUAUGUCUCAUCUGCACCGACUGAAGUUUUACAGAAAGGAAAAUCCAAAUUUCCUGCGCUCUACUCUGAGUCCCGCAAGAGUUUGACUGAUCUAGCAUUUGCUUCAGAUGAUAAGUCACGGAUAUUUGCAUCUGGCCUUGAUGGGGCAGUCUACAUGUGGGACAGGCGGUUAAGUAAGACACACUGUCUUGAGCUUACAGCAUCUUCAGAAUCUCAAUUCAACAGUGUCAAGCUAAAUAUGGAUAAUCGGACAGUGUUUGGUGCUAGUAAAAAUGGCACUAUUCAUGCUUGGGAUCUCCGUGGAGGGAGGGCAUCAGCUGCUUUUCAAAGCCACAAUGAGGUUCAACAGUUAUUAUCAGUGAAGAUAUCAACGUUGUUGGGCAAAAUUGCAUCACUAAAGGAACAAUCAAACAUUGUUUCAAGCCCAAUUCUGUCAAUAGACUUCAACCCUAGUUGCUCAUAUCAACUGGCCUUCCAUCUUGAUGAUGGCUGGUCUGGAGUCCUGAAUGUUAACAAUCUCAGUGUGAGUCACCUGCACUGCCCUCCUCCGGCUUGGUUGGACAACAUGGACCUGGCGUUGCAAAAACAUUUUAGCAAACCAACCUGGCUGCCAACAUCUUCUAUUUAUGCAAUUGGAUCUUCCUCAAGUGAUGGAAUUUAUCUACUGGAUUUUCAUCCAGAUACAAGCUCUGCAUGCCAUGUGGACUACAACGAGGAAACAAGAGGCCCUAUGGAAAAACCAGCUGCCGAAAACAAGUUUGUUCCUUUAUCUCAAAGGGUGCUUUCUUGUGCAGCCCAUCCACUCAGUCAUACCAUAAUUGCUGGUACCCAGUUCUCAUCGUUGCUCAUACUAUCACAAAAGCGCGAGACUAUCAGAAAUCCGGAAUAGUGCACGUAUGAAAUUUCCUCCAAGCCACAUAUCCAACUGCGCAUUCGCAAGGCUAUCUAUUAACUCACAGGCAUGCUGCAAUGGAACAUUAUGUGCAACAUAGUGACCUUACUGGUGCUACACAGACUUCAAAUCUAGUUGGCAGGUCAUUUGGAUGGAAAAUAUCGCUAGGCCGUUACAACUCGCAAGAUUCAACAUGCUGCUAAUACCCUGCUUCCAAGAAAACCUAUGGAUAAUUUCGGCGCAGACAUUCAUACAAAUGUGUAUCCACGCAGAUUCUGUUGCGAUCGAUCUCAUACCUUAAAGCAUGAUUCCAGGUUUUCAAAGGUGUUCUCUCAUGUAAUUAUUUUUUCCUUGUUUCUUGGAUAUUAAUUGUGAAGUUCGGUCAUCUGUAUAUGCAAUGUGAUGACUGUUGGUAUCAGUGUAACUUGUGUUCUAUACACGAUUUCCUCUUCUCCGAGUUCUCGUCAAUUUUCCUUCCGUCGAUGUGA
Messenger RNA from Phragmites australis (common reed), 2064 nucleotides. RefSeq lists its product as uncharacterized. The record is from RefSeq and is a predicted model, not a curated record. The coding region runs from base 143 to 1573 and encodes 476 amino acids. The transcript has 18 exons. Lineage: Eukaryota; Viridiplantae; Streptophyta; Magnoliopsida; Poales; Poaceae. Gene Ontology annotation, molecular function: protein binding.